Messenger RNA from Cydia amplana, 1450 nucleotides. RefSeq lists its product as uncharacterized. The record is from RefSeq and is a predicted model, not a curated record. The transcript is spliced from 6 exons. Bases 91 to 1290 code for a protein of 399 amino acids. Lineage: Eukaryota; Metazoa; Arthropoda; Insecta; Lepidoptera; Tortricidae.
UCACCUGCGCGCGCACCUCCGCGCCGCGGCCUUCACCAAUCGCACGCUAGUGAAUUACGAAUGUGUUCUGUUUAAAAUUUUAACGGCAUUAUGUUUUGCUACAGAAGUUUAUUUAUUUUUGGCAUAUUUUUAUGGAUUUCGUCGGUUUCGCCAAUUGCCGACAAUGAAAGUGAUGAUGAAGUACUACACUUGAUCGGCGAGCCAGACUUUCGCGACGUGCGGCUCCGAUGGGAGUACGGGCGAGUUGAAGAGGACCAGCCCAAACUCCUGGCCUUCCAGGUCAAUUACUGCGAACUGCAGGCCUGGGGCCAGUAUCGCUGCCGGACUAAGGUCGUCGAGAACAUAGAAGACGACAAAGCACGCACUACCGAAUCAUCGUCGACGCCGGCGCCGCGGCGCGGGCGCGCGUACAGCACGCGCGUCACGGGCCUGCGCAUGGCGACCACCUACUCGUUCGAGGUGCGCCCGGUCAGGCGCGACGCGCGCGACCUCGCCGACCCGCACUCCAUCGGAUCCAAAAUUAUCAUCGUGCCUACAAAAGGAUUUUCAGCCCGAGCGACUCAAUGCUUACCUCACGCCAGCGAGGUAGAAGUGUCUACCGGGCCGUACUUCGGCGGGCGCAUCGCCGUGGAAGCCGCGGACGGCGGCAGCGGAGCCGCCGAGCGCUGCUCGCUGCAGGGCAACCCCAACAGUGCCCAGGAUGCUUACAUCCUGCGGUUCCAUCAUGACGAGUGCGGCUCUGAGGUCAACGACACUACGGUCGCUACUUAUGUCAUCGUGCAAGAGAACCUCCCAAUACUUACGCACAGCACAAGACGUUUCCUGGUACUGUGCACAUACAAGCCAGAGACCCUGACCGUCCGCGCCGGCAUCAACCUGCCCAAGGCGAGCCCCGGCGACGUGCUGCUGCACACGAAGCCCCACCCGGGCUCCGUGGAGCCCUACGGCGACGAUUACAAUGAGCUGCAGCCACUUAGACUAGAAGCGAGGAAGGAGGGGGGACCAAGUGAGUACAUAAGGAGUAUGUUCGGCGAAGUAUCUCUGGUCAUGUUCUUGGUGGUAGCCGCAUUCGGCGGCAUCGGACUCCUGAUAUGGAAGAUGGUUCCGCGAUCAGACGGCGACGACGUGUCCAUCUCAACUGUGUCUACCUUGUCUCGCAGCAGCAUCUUCGGCAGGAGAAACAGAGACAGAUUCUCUGACGGCACAUCCAUUUACUCCAUCACUUUAUCAGAAAAAGACGACGAUUAUGUCAAGAAACCGUGCGAGGGCGAUAACACAUCUGAAGCUUAAGCUUGUGUUCGUUUUACAGCGUGUUUUGAUCUAGAUUGUAGCUAGGUAAUCAUACUUAGUUUUUAUUGUCUAACGGACAUUUGUGGGAAUACGAGAGACGGGACAAACGGUGCCGUUAGGUUUAAUCCUUCUCGGGACAGUUAGUGUUCUACCGCAGCAA